Messenger RNA from Camelina sativa (false flax), 805 nucleotides. Lineage: Eukaryota; Viridiplantae; Streptophyta; Magnoliopsida; Brassicales; Brassicaceae. The record is from RefSeq and is a predicted model, not a curated record.
CAAAUGUAUUAGUUUUGUUUUUGUUUUUCCUUUUUUUUUUUUUGGUUUUUUUCUUUGUAUCAUUUCAAAUAUGUUUGAAUUUGUAAGUUAAUAAUGAGCCUGUUGCAUGAGUCAGUACAAAUUUCAACGUACUGUUGGAAUGUGUAACGUGUGAGGUGUGAUGGAUGAUUCAAAGGCAACAAAACACAAUAGACCAAGGAAAGAGAGUUGUGUAAAAGAGUUAAAGGUUUAGGUUUGUGUUCUCUCAAGAACAACGAUGGUGAGCUCCUCAGACACGACGAAUACGAUCUCUGUUUCUUUUCUAUCAAAGAGGUCUCGAUCUCCUGAACCACCCCAUCAGAAGCUCACUCUCAAGGUCAAGAACCAACAGGGAGCAGAGGAUAUAUACAAAAUUGGAGCUCAUGCACAUCUAAAGAAACUAAUGACUGCUUACUGUCGAAAGAGAAACUUAGAGUACAAUACUGUCCGAUUCCUCUACAACAAUAAACCCAUCAAACCACGACAGACUCCUGCUCAGCUGAGGAUGGAAGAAGAAGAUGAGAUCUUGUUGGUCAUGGAACUAGGCGGUGGCGGUCCUUACACUCCUUGUUGAGAUCUCGCCGGAAUUCAUCCCCCUGGAAAGAAAAAGAAAAGAGAAGAGGCGCUUUUAGGGUUUCUUUAAUUAGAAUUUUAAUUACGACCACUUUGGUUUUUGUUAUGUUGAAUCUCUAAAGUCUUUGUCUGAAACAUUGUUGUCCAGUUGUUCAUUUUGAUUCGUAAUAUUUUUAGAUUUUGAAGGAAAAUUAAUUAUUACUUUUUUUCUCUC